This is a messenger RNA of Conger conger (European conger), 3986 nucleotides long. RefSeq names its product prickle homolog 2b (gene prickle2b). The transcript is spliced from 8 exons. Bases 759 to 3233 code for a protein of 824 amino acids. The record is from RefSeq and is a predicted model, not a curated record. Gene Ontology annotation, molecular function: zinc ion binding. Lineage: Eukaryota; Metazoa; Chordata; Actinopteri; Anguilliformes; Congridae.
UGCAAAUUAAUCCAAAACAGCAGUCAUUGAAGCUGCUAAUUAUACCGAUGUUAGGACGGUGACUUGCUGACAUCACUGACGCUCAUUAGCAUUCAGGGGGUUGUGCGGACUGGAAGGGCUAUCGCCGCCACUCAAUACCCUACUCAUUACCCGGAGCAGAAAGCUUCGUACUUCUUUUCAAUUGCUUUGAGCUACGCGGACCUUGGAGACCAAGUUAAAUAUACACCGGCUUCUCUUCCUACAUGGUUCAUUUGAUAAAACCUUGCUUAAACCGAAUUCUCUGCAGGAUAUUCAUCUGGACUAGCCGAUUUGUCAGCGAAUAAGAUGGGGAGCCUUUUGCCGUGAAAGUACGAAACAGAAACAAAGACCAAUUUAUUAAGGGGAACAUUCGUAUCUGAACAAUCUGCAAGGUCGUCGUUUGACGUCGAGUGAAAAGUUGGGGGUCGCUGUUCGGCUUUUAGAGUUGUUUCCAAGAAUCUGGGAGCUUGGUGUUUGUUUUGCAAAGGGGUUUCACAAAGGCUCGCGGCUCAGAAGGCAGAGGAACAGCUUUGCGGUGUCACAGAGACCGAGGAGUGCGAGUGGGAUGAUUCGUGGCACAGCGGUGGCGCUUAAGCGGUGUGAAAAGCCUGGUAAUGAGGAUCGCAUUUUAAAAAAUUACAUCGCGGGGAGCGGGGACGAAUACUCCUUUUAUCGAAGCUUGUGAAAGGAAGAUCUGUCUGCACUGUAAGUGUCGGCGUGAGGAGCAUGUGGUGGCCGUAAUGCCUCUGGAGAUGGAGAAGACGGUCACCAAGCUGAUGUACGACUUCCAGAGGAACUCCACCUCCGACGACGACUCGGGGUGCGCCCUGGAGGAGUACGCCUGGGUCCCCCCCGGGCUCAAACCGGAACAGGUUCACCAGUACUACAGCUCCCUCCCGGAGGACAAAGUGCCGUAUGUGAACAGCCCUGGAGAGAAGCACCGGAUCAAGCAGCUGCUUCACCAGUUACCUCCGCACGACAACGAGGUCCGCUACUGCAACUCCCUGGACGAUGAAGAAAAGAGGGAGCUCAAGCUUUUCAGCGGCCAGAGGAAGAGAGAGAAUCUGGGUCGGGGGAACGUGAGACCGUUUCCUGUGACAAUGACCGGAGCCAUCUGUGAGCAGUGUGGCGGUCAGAUAAACGGGGGAGACAUCGCUGUGUUCGCCUCGCGGGCGGGUCACGGGGUCUGCUGGCACCCCCACUGCUUCGUGUGCAGCAUGUGUGACGAGCUGCUGGUGGACCUCAUCUACUUCUACCAGGAUGGCAAGAUCUACUGCGGCCGCCACCACGCCGAGCGGCUCAAGCCCCGCUGCUCUGCCUGCGACGAGAUCAUCUUCGCGGACGAGUGCACGGAGGCGGAGGGGCGGCACUGGCACAUGAAGCACUUCUGCUGCUUCGAGUGCGAGACGGUCCUGGGCGGCCAGCGCUACAUCAUGAAGGAGGGCCGGCCCUACUGCUGCGGCUGCUUCCAGUCCCUGUACGCGGAGUACUGCGACUCGUGCGGGGAGCACAUCGGUAUAGACCAGGGUCAGAUGACGUACGACGGGCAGCACUGGCACGCCACCGAGUCGUGUUUCUGCUGCGCGCGCUGCAAGAAGUCUCUGCUGGGCCGGCCCUUCCUGCCCAAGCAGGGCCAGAUCUUCUGCUCGCGGUCCUGCAGCGCGGGAGAGGACCCCGACGGCUCUGACUCCUCCGAUUCGGCCUUCCAGAGCGCCCGGUCCCGCCAGUCCCGCCGCACCGCCAAGGUGGGCCAGAACGGCGCGCAGCCCGAGCCCUGCCAGUCCGCCCCGGCCCCGCCCGCCCCGGGCCGCUUCUCCGCCGACAUCGACCCGCUGUCCCUGCAGAUGGACCUGCUGAGCCUGUCCAGCCAGGCCCCGAGUCUCAACCGAGAGCCCCAGGCCUGGAGGAGCCAGGGCGAGCUGUACGCCUACGAGGGCCGGAACCAGGCCACGCCCAGCCCGCUGCAGCUCCUCAGCCAGUGCAACGUCAGGACCUCCUACAGCCCCGCCCAGGCCCCCGGGAACCCGGCCUGCCCAGACCCCAGGGCCAAGGAGCCCGGCGGGGGGAAGAGGCCCCCCAUCUCCGCCAUGAAGGGACAGUCCCUGAACGACGGCUGGUUCCACCAGGGCGCGGAGGAGUACUUCCCUCCCAAGCUGAAGACGCAGGGGAGCUUCGACGCGGAGGCGGCCCAGAACGGCUUCGCCGACAAGCGCUCGGUCAGCCUGCACGUGUUCCAGAGGGACGCGCGCGACAUGCCGCCGCAGCUGGGCCGCAGCAGGAACCCCAUCAGCGCGCUCAGCUUCAGCGAGCAGCUCACCCCCCUGGAGCAGACGCCCCGCGGGUCCAUGGAGUCCCUCGCCCUGUCCAACGCCACAGGAACAUCGGCGGAUGGCGGCACCAAACGGCAGGAGCACUUGUCCCGGUUUUCCAUGCCGGAUCUGAGCAAGGACUCUGGGAUGAACGUGUCGGAGAAGAGCAACAUGGGAACGCUGAACUCGUCGAUGCAGUUCCGGAGCUCAGAGUCCCUGCGGAGCCUGACCUCGGCUCAGCCGUACGGGGAUCUGGAGCCGACGGGGCCCCUGAAGUACCCUUUGCAGUACCGCCAGUCCCCUGCCAUGGCCCGUCUCCAGCAGGGCUUCUCCUACCCGCAGGAGGACCGCCACAGCCUGGCGGGAGGGGCCCCUAACGCGCGGCUGGCCCCCCUGAGCGAGGGGCCCCGCAGACGGGCCGGGGGCCUGGAGGAGCCCCGCCGGAGACACCACCACCACCACCGCUCCCGGCGUUCCCGACGUUCCCGCUCGGAAAACGCGCUGCACCUGGCGGCCGAGCGACAGCCCCAGGAGCGGCCCCGCCCGCACGCCCGCGAGGACUACGACCGCUUCCCCCCGCCCCGGGGCCCCAGGGACCGCUUCCGGCAGGACCCCUACCGGCCCUGCCCGCGGACCACCUCCGACCUCACCCUGCAGAACCCCGGGGCCCACCGCCCGGGGCCCUACGCCUGGGACGAGUACGAGGACGAGGACCGCUGCUCCACCUGCUCCUCGUCCUCCGAGUCGGACGACGAGGGCUACUUCCUGGGCGAGCCCAUCCCCCGCCCGGUGCAGCUGCGCUACCUGACCAGCCAGGAGCUCCUGCACAAGUACAGCUCCACCGGCCUGAGCGGGCAGCUACACACACGCAAACGCAGGAAGAGCAAGAACUGCAUCAUCUCAUAACACAGCGCCGUCCCUGUGAACACGUCUGCGGGAGAGCCCCCCCAGCCCCGAGAGCUGCAGGGUAUGCCGUUUCUCUUUCAUUGUUACUCAGCACUUAAUGCAGCCGUCAAGGCAACUGGUAAAUAAGUUUGUCUGCUUUCUUCAGGCAGAAAUAGUUGCUGAUUUUCUGGUAUAAAAUAGAAACCUGCAAACCCUGGCUCUCCGGGGCUGGUGUCGGCCGUGCCUAAUUUAUACUCUGCAAUUAAAGCCACAACUCUUGAAUUGCUUUUAGUAACGUAAGGAUUUUACCCGUGAGCAAUAUACUGUAAGGUAACCCAUUGACAGCACAAAAUGUUGCAUGUUUUUUUCCCCCUGUUAACCGUUUCAGUUUUAACCUGAGCCUAUUUCCAUAAGCUCAUGUCUUGCACUCCACCCAACUGCCAACAUCCUAAUCAGCGCCGUUGUACAAUCACGAUAUUUGUUACCCUCUCAAGCUCAGUAAAGUUCAGUAUAGUUCUGCUCUUUUUGCGAUGUGGGUUUUAGUACUUAACCAGUACUUUAGUACUUUAAUUCGGUUCUAUAAAAUGUAUAUAAAUAAGUUCACUAAGUUAAGGAUGUAACGGUGUAAAUAUUAUGUAAAUGAGGUCCCACAUAUUUUUAUAUUUUGUAUCGAUAGAAUCAUUCAUGUAUUAUAAAAUGUAGAAAUAGGAACGCAUGCCCGUUUAUUUGCUGAUCUUGUCUUGCGUUGUAAUUAAAGAGUAUUUCAAUGAACAA